AUGACUAGAAACUCCAAUCUCCCACCAAACUUCCUUAGCGACCACAUGGCCAAGUUCUCCGGCGAAGCCUACAUCGAGGGCUGGGCAGGAUUGUGGAACAACAAGGGCGAAGAUGAAAGACUGCCCUGGGAUCGGGGCUGCCACAGUGCCGCCCUGGAAGAUGUCCUGCAGGAGAAAAAGGAACUUGUGGGAGAGGCAUUUCUGACCGAAGUGCCGCAUAAGAGCAAUUGUCGUAAGCGAGCUUUGGUGCCGGGCUGUGGCACCGGCUAUGAUGUGCUGCUUCUUGCUAGCUUUGGUUAUGACACUUACGGUCUGGACUAUAGCCAUGUUGCUAUUGAAACGGCUAAAAAGGAGGCGGCGAAGAACGCAGAUCAAUAUGCCAUGAGAGACCCCGGCGUGGGUCGAGGAAAGGUUGUCUUUGUACAAGGGGAUUUCUUUAAAGAUGAGUGGCUAGAGAAACUGGGGCUGGGACAGAACUCCUUCGACUUGAUAUACGAUUACACGUUUUUCUGUGCUCUCCAACCCUACUUACGACCGGCAUGGGCUCUGAGGCACCGUCAGCUUCUUACACCUCCACCAGUAGGAAACCUGAUCUGUCUCGAGUGGCCAACAACUAAAGAUCCGACACUGCGAGGGCCGCCCUAUGCUGCGCCAUCACACGCGUACUUGGAGCAUCUAACCCAUCCUGGAGAGGAAACACGCUACCAGUGUGAUGGCAAGAUAGAGAUUGAUCCCUCGCGGAAGCCAAAUGAUAUGGCCCUCGAACGGGUGUUGCACUGGAAACCGGGGCGAACAUACGAAAUAGGCAAAGAUGGAAAGACGGGUGAGGUUCUCGACCGCCUCUCGAUAUGGCGCCGACGUAAUUGA
Messenger RNA from Talaromyces atroroseus, 867 nucleotides. RefSeq lists its product as hypothetical. The transcript has 2 exons. The record is from RefSeq and is a predicted model, not a curated record. Gene Ontology annotation, molecular function: S-adenosylmethionine-dependent methyltransferase activity. The coding region runs from base 1 to 867 and encodes 288 amino acids. NCBI's taxonomy places the organism in Eukaryota, Fungi, Ascomycota, Eurotiomycetes, Eurotiales, Trichocomaceae.